AUGACGACCAAUAUUGUCGAGUUUUUCAAUGCUUUGACACGGACUGCUCGCGCUUUGCCUAUUACUAUAUUGGUAGAGUUUCUUCGAAGCACGUUGCAAUAUUGGUUUUUCAAUAGACGAAACAUGACUGGUGAGAGAUCUCACCCGUUAACACCAUAUGCUGAGGACAAGCUUGCUCAACAUGUGUUCAAAUCUGCCAACAUGGUUGUUAAACCAAUCAACAUGCAACAAUACGAAGUUCAUGAUUCACGACAACAAGUGUUCAUCAUGAAUCUUCUAUAUCGAACGUGUGAUUGUGGAAAAUUUCAACAUUCCCAGAUUUCGUGUGCACACGUUGCAGCUAUAGCAAAGUAUAAUAACCUAUCGGACUGUGUAGGCUGGGUCAGUACGUACUACUCUAUUGAAUAUUUACGUAGGGUGUACGAAGAAGAUAUUAAUCCACUAGGGGAUCAAUCAACUUGGGCACCAUCAAAUAUGUCUGUGAUUUAUCCUCCAGUGAUGGAGCAAUGA
Messenger RNA from Mangifera indica (mango), 510 nucleotides. RefSeq lists its product as uncharacterized. The record is from RefSeq and is a predicted model, not a curated record. The transcript has 2 exons. NCBI's taxonomy places the organism in Eukaryota, Viridiplantae, Streptophyta, Magnoliopsida, Sapindales, Anacardiaceae. Gene Ontology annotation, molecular function: zinc ion binding. Bases 1 to 510 code for a protein of 169 amino acids.